AUGGACGUUUUUGAUGGACUUCCAGAUGCGAUCAUUGUUGAUAUCUUGAACAAAGUAUGUGAUGUCAAAACCCUACUUCGUUGUAGUUCCCUCUCAAAACGAUUCAAUUCACUUGUUCCUCAGUCCGAGUCACUCAUUCUCCGACUCGAGCAGGUCAUCACCACCGAGUCAAAACCCGGUUCUCCUGUCCGCAGCAUUUUCACAUCCUUAGUCAACUCAUCUCGCGCUUAUCUCUCUCGAUUCUCUAAACCAAUCACAUUCAAGAAUCUUUCUCCGAGUAUCCUAUCCAAGAUUCUCUCCUCGUUUGACCGGAUCAAGAACCUUGAAGUCGUGCUUCCCGGCAACGACGCAAGCCUCGGCCUCGAGAAAGGCGCCGCCGUCGAGUGGAGAGCAGAGUGCGGUAAAACUCUCGAGACAUGCACCUUCUUCGCGUUUCGUUCCGCCUCCAUGGUGUCUUCUCCUGCUGCAUCUUCCGACGCGGAGUUCGAGUUCGAGACUGAGAUAAAAACGUGCGUGGAGUGGAUCAUAAGCGCGUUGAUCGUGAUGAGCGAAGUCGUGAAGGAGCACGAGGAGAUGGAGAGUUUGGUGAUUUAUGACAGAGGAGGAGAAGGGACGUUGGUGAUGGGAAAGGAGGGAUUAAGAGAGUUUCGAAAGAUGGUGGCGGCGCGUGAGGGAGAAGUCGAUGAGCGCGUGGAGAAAAUGAAUAAGAGUGUGGUCCCGAGCCUGAGGAUGAGCAUGAGACACGCGCCGUUGUUGAAGCUUAAGAGUGGUAUAUGUUUAGAGUCCGCGACGCUUGUGAUUAUUAGGCCGAGUGAGGGAUACUCUGACGUCGGAGAUGAUGAGCUGGCGACGGAGGCUUUCGCCGGAAAUUGUAUGUACGGUGAAGCAUUCGUCACUCUGGUAAAGUAA
Eruca vesicaria subsp. sativa (arugula) is the source of this 909-nucleotide messenger RNA. The record is from the annotation of a GenBank genome assembly. Lineage: Eukaryota; Viridiplantae; Streptophyta; Magnoliopsida; Brassicales; Brassicaceae.